CAACCGUCGUAGUUAACUUUGUGUAUGAUUUUUUGUUCGCAUUAUUCGGCGUCUCAGGGAGUUACCAAUAGCAUCUGAAACUCUACUAACGUUGGCCACACAGCAAGGUCAUAAGUACUAGUUAGGGGUAAGUGUUCAGCACGUGACUUUUUUUUUAGGCUUACGGCGUUAAAUUCGUAAACCCAAAUCAUGGCUGGACUUAUCAAUUUUGAAGAUGAAAAGGAGGUGACACAAUUUUUGGACAAUUUGGGCGUUGAGUACAGCUAUCAGUGUUACAAAGAGAAGGAUCCUGAAGGAUGCCAAAGGCUGGCUGACUACUUUGAGGGCGUGAAGAAAGACUACGAUUCAGCGGCACAAGUACUUAAACACAACUGUGAAACGAACGGACAUGGAGAGAGCUGCUAUAAACUGGGGUCAUACCACGUCACAGGCAAAGGUGGGGUGACUGAGUGUCUGAAAACUGCAUACUCCUGCUUUGUGCGUUCUUGCAAUACUGGGGGAAAGAAAUCUGUUGAUGCCUGCCAUAAUGCUGGUCUGUUAGCCCAUGACGGGCGGGCCAUGGAAGAAGGACCUGACGCAACAACUGCCCGGCAAUACUAUGAUAAGGCAUGUGAUGGGGGUUUUGCUCCUUCAUGCUUUAACCUCAGUGCCUUGUUCAUCCAGGGCAAUUCCAAAGGGUUGGCACCAGAUAUGUCCUUAGCCUUAAAGUAUGCCAACAAGGCCUGUGACCUUGGACAUGUGUGGGGCUGUGCCAAUGCAAGUCGAAUGUACAAACUUGGGGAUGGCACAGAAAAGGAUGAAAAGAAAGCAGAAGAGCUGAAGAACAGAGCAAAGGAACUGCAUGAUGUGAAGCAAGAGAGGCAGCUCAAGUUUGGGGAGUGAUUGUGUGAGUGAAGUAAUGCAGCUUAAUGUACCCACAUUGACUUAGUUCAGUCAUUAUAGGAUGUGAUGUCUUUGGAUAUCAGUCUGUCCAACCCUCAUUGAGCAAUCAAUCAAUCAAGUUGCAUUUUUAUAGCGCUUUUCUAGCUGCAACAGCCACUCAAAGCGCUUUACAAUUAAUUAAUACACACACACACACACACACACACACACACACCGAUGGCAUGGAAAUCCUCCCUCAAAUACCAUUUCAGUGUCAGCAUAUGGCUACUAUAAGGUUUGAGAUAUUAUGUUCCUAGUUUGAAUGUAAAUGGUUAACAUGGGCUCAUUUACCUCAUCUACAAUUUGGAUGCACCAGAGUUGAAAGGAAACUUGGAUGUUUUAUGCUGCCACAU
Messenger RNA from Lampris incognitus (smalleye Pacific opah), 1274 nucleotides. Its product is annotated as cytochrome c oxidase assembly factor 7. Gene Ontology annotation, cellular component: mitochondrial intermembrane space. The record is from RefSeq and is a predicted model, not a curated record. Bases 190 to 882 code for a protein of 230 amino acids. Lineage: Eukaryota; Metazoa; Chordata; Actinopteri; Lampriformes; Lampridae. Gene Ontology annotation, molecular function: protein binding. The transcript is spliced from 3 exons.